Messenger RNA from Paralichthys olivaceus (Japanese flounder), 5636 nucleotides. It is a transcript of the gene usp42, whose product is annotated as ubiquitin specific peptidase 42. Gene Ontology annotation, molecular function: cysteine-type deubiquitinase activity. Gene Ontology annotation, biological process: protein deubiquitination; regulation of apoptotic process. The record is from RefSeq and is a predicted model, not a curated record. Lineage: Eukaryota; Metazoa; Chordata; Actinopteri; Pleuronectiformes; Paralichthyidae. Gene Ontology annotation, cellular component: nucleus; cytosol.
CGGGUCUGGGCCGCAGAUAUUAGCUGUAGUAGCCGUACACCGGUCCUCUGUCAUGUCGGAGAGAGCAGCGCAGUGAGCGCACACAGCCGCCGGUACCGAGCCCCUCCUUUCUCAGCUAAACUACACGUCCUGUUACCAGGGCCUCCGCCGUCCGAACCGUAAAGACUUCGAAUGGGAAAGCGGAACACCGCGCUCGAACGCGUACAGAAAAUGGCUGUGUCGCUCUCCGCCAUGUCAGAGAGCGCCCAUCAUGUAGCAGCAGCAGCUAGCGGCGUUAGCAUCAAUAGUACCGCACGAGUGCCGCCACCGCACGUAACGUUAGCUACUGCGAUACGUGUCGCCGUUUCCAUGGCGUCGGCGGCUUCUCCGGCGGCUCGCUCGCCCUCAGUCGUUCCGUUCCGGUCUUCGACGAGAGUUACUGGCCUGUGGUUAGAGCUGCGUCCCCCACAGCGGGUUAAACGGAGCUUUAGCGCGUGUUUUAUUGAAGUUUCGCGGUGCUGCGUGCUACAGGCCUAGCAGCCGUCUAUUAGCCAGCGUGAGCCAGGCUGCAGGUGUCGUGCCAAAAAGUGAUCGUCUGCCAGAAACUGAUCGCCGUCCUCGGGAGCGCGCGCGCAGUGUAUUAAAGUUGUAUAGCCCCCUUUGUAGGCGUCCACUGCUCCUUUGAUCUGAAUCUAACACGUGCAAAUCUAUUGAUGCUUUGAUCUGAAUCUGUGCAAAUCUAUUGAUCCUCUGAUCUGAAUCUGUGCAAAUCUAUUGAUCCGUUGAUCAUAUGAUCGGAAUCUAAUAUAUGCAAGUACUCGCACAUAGUCUAAUAUAUGCAAGUACACACACAUAAUUUAGUUUCUGCGGCAGUAACGAAGGCAAGUGAUUGUGAAACCUGCGACUUUAAGACACAAGCAAUUGUGUUAUCCUGUUAAAGGUAUCCUGUUUGUUGGCGUCACUGACGGACAGUGCCGCUAACGUUUGUCAAGCCCCUACAUUAACCUAUGAACAAUGACCAUAGUUGACAGAUCUCCAGAAAACUCUGGCCACGAGUCAGUCGGGUGUAAGAGAUCUCCCUUCUCCAGUGGAAAAGCUGGGACGUACGGCAGCUGUUCCAGCAGCCGGGCGGUGGGUCCCACCAUGCCCAGUGAUUCUCCUCGGCUGAAGGCUCCAGGAGGCUGCCUGGGCCCGACACCUGGAGCUGCCGUCUACAACAGUACUCUCUCAUCUGUGGACCGGCCCAAGGAGCAAGUGAUCAGCAAUGGUGAUGGCAUUGAGUUGCCACAGAAGGUCCUCUUCCCUCCAGAGCGCCUCAACCUGAAAUGGACCCAGGUUCACCGGAUCGGUGCUGGCCUCCAGAACAUGGGGAACACAUGCUUCCUCAACUCAGCGCUGCAGUGUCUCACCUACACUCCUCCGUUUGCUAACUACAUGCUGACACGCGAGCACUCUAAAACAUGUCACGAGCCAGGGUUCUGUAUGAUGUGUACCAUGCAAAACCACAUCAUUCAGGUCUUUGCAAACUCUGGGAAUGUCAUCAAGCCCAUUGGUGUGCUCAAUGAGCUCAAAAGGAUAGCAAAGCACUUCCGCUAUGGAAGCCAAGAGGAUGCCCAUGAAUUCCUGCGGUACACAGUGGAUGCUAUGCAAAAGUCCUGCUUACCUGGAACCAAAUUGGACAGGCAAACACAGGCAACCUCUUUCAUCCAUCAAGUAUUUGGCGGGUACCUAAGGUCCAGAGUUAAAUGUUUAAACUGCAAAGCAGUCUCAGAUACAUUUGAUCCCUUUCUAGAUAUCACUCUAGAAAUUAAGACGGCUACCAGCGUCUCAAAAGCUCUGGAGCAGUUUGUUAAGCCGGAGCAGCUGGAUGGAGAAAACGCCUACAAAUGCACCAAGUGCAAAAAAAUGGUCACAGCCUCAAAGAGAUUUACUAUCCACCGCAAUGCCAACGUGCUCACCCUCUCACUCAAACGCUUUGCAAACUUCAGUGGAGGCAAACUUACAAAGGAUGUGAAAUAUCCAGAGUACCUGGACAUGCGGCAGUUCAUGUCUCAGCCCCAAGGAGAAUCUCAUGUCUACGGCCUUUACGCUGUGCUGGUCCACUCUGGAUUCAGCUGUCACGCUGGACACUACUUCUGCUAUAUUAAGGCGAGCAAUGGUCAGUGGUAUCAGAUGAACGACUCCUCUGUGUCUGUCAGCGACAUCAAGACUGUUCUCAACCAGCAGGCCUAUGUCCUUUUCUACAUAAAGUCCAGUGAUGUGAAAAAAGCAGGGGACUACAGUCACAUGAACCACAACCGUGGUAUCCCUGGUCAGUCGUCACCACGCCCGGUGGUGACACCAAACAUCAACACCACCGUCCAUCACAACAACAUUGGCUUUAUAGGUCCCCAGCUGCCACCACAAAUGACCAAGAGCACUCACUAUGUCAAUGGGAAUGGAUCUCUGAGGGACUAUCCCACAAGCUCCAAGCCCAGCGCCAGCAGUAGUGUUGCGGAAAAACCUAACCAUGGACUGGCCUCUUCCUCCUCCUCCAUCUCCCACUCAAUCGGCCGGCCCACAAUGAUCCCAGUCCACAACAAACGUCAGAAGCUUUCAUUUUGCAUUGGACAAAGCAAGCAGAACCGCCCAUCCUCCUCCUCUUCCUCCUCCUCCUCCUCCUCCUCCUCCUCCUCCUCCUCCUCCACCACCUCCUCCUCCUCCUCCCCCUCUUGCAGCCAGCCUUCCUCUGCCAGCAGCUCCUCCUCCAGCUCUCUAUCCUCCUCACAGUCUACCUCAGACAUCCAUUCAACUGUUCGAUUCGUUCCACGUCAGCUUCCCCCCGUUAACGGCAGGUCUUGCAGUAAUGGCGAUCACCACACGGGAGGUAACGGAGCAUCGUUCCUGGUGCCGUAUGGCCAAGAGUCUUCAGAGGAAUCAGACCAGGAGAACUGUAGCGCUCUGGAUAAUGGCGGCUUAGCUAAGUCUCACCUCAACGGAAACAAUGGAACAGGAGGCGUCUUUGAGAAAUAUCCUCAAGCCACAAACAGACAGUCAGGAGUGCACCACAAUGGUAACGGAUUAUCAUAUGGCAUCUCUAAAUCUGGCCAAAACGGACACCAUUAUGGACAACACAAAGUUAAUGGACACAACACUUCUGACAAGAUAUCUGGCAUUAAUCAUGGAUCUUUGUCCUCUGUGGCUACCAUUGCUGCUAAUGGUGUAGAUGGUGACCAUAGUCAAACAAGCAAAGAGGCGUUUAAUUCAGCCUCGUCAUCACAGACCUGUUCGUCUCGGAGCAUCCAUCCUGCUGCCAGUGAAAGCCAACACCUCUCCCCUCCUCACAAAAGGGCUAAAAUUGUGUCUGACCCCCUGCCCCAGCAUACAGCUCCCUCUGCGGUUAGCAUUCCACCAUCAGCUACUGCUACAAAUACCCAUUCUGUUGCAUCUGGAGGAUCUGCUUCCUCCUCAUCACAUCAUGGCAACCCUGCGGCCUUAUCCACCCCGCCAGACUGCUCCCAGAGCACCAGUGGAGCAUCUGCUGCUCCACAGAAGGUUUGUGUAAGUGGGGAUGAAGCCAAGAACCUACCACAGAAAAACGGGCCGUCAGCAGGGGUGGAAGGACGAACAGAUGCCAAGGAGCAGCUACAGUCUAAGCCCAGUUCUGGGGGCAGCGACGGACAAUAUGACAGAAACAGAGACAGGCUGCACUCUGACUGGAGCAGAGACAGAGAGAGACACUACAGGGACCGGAGUCAGGAGCGUGAGAGUGACGGUGAUCGGUAUCGGCACAGAAGGGACUACCGAGAUCACCGCCACCAUCAUCGCGUGCACAGUGAUCAUUUGCCUCAUCACGAUCGACACUACAGGGACUCAGAGCGUCGCUAUGAGCGGACUGUCCACCACCCAAGGGAGCGCAAUCGCGACAGGUCCUCUCACCAUUACCACCGCCAUCGAUCCAGAGAGGACUGGGAUUUUGAGCGGAGGGGCCAUGGUCACUCUCACCGCGAGGAGUCUCGUGGUCGCUGGAGGUGGCAGCAGGAGAGUCGAGAAUCCCGGGUAACGAAGGACAAGAGCAACGGCAGAGAGAGGAACUCUUACCCUUCAAAAGAGGAGACUUCCUUUCCUGCCACAGUGUCAGAAACAUCGGCAAAGUACAAGGGCUUGCCGCCUCUGCCUCCUCUCUCCAAGUCGAGAUCAGCUCCGAACACAGACGAUCAAAAUCACAGGAGAGUUGCUGAUAAUCUGAAUAAGGAGAGAGAGGACAGCCCUGAAGCCCGUCACUCUAAAAAACAUAAAAAGAGCAAGAAGAAAAAGAAGUCGAAGGACAAAGACAGACACAGAGAGAGCGGAAGCUCUGACGUUGAUUCCGACAGAGUUGCGGAAAUAAAAAUGAAGAAGAAGAAAAACAGGCGGCAGAGGGAUGGCGAGGCCAAGCAGCACAGCCCAGGCGCCACACAGAGCCACAAGAACAGAAGCAGCGAGGAAAGGGAAAGCUGCAAGCGGAGUUACUAUGACACGGAGGACGCUACACACAACUAUGGUUUUUCACCAGAAAAGCGCAGGCGCACAGAUUACGCUGAUCCUAGAAAUGACCACCUACCCCUCUCCCAACACAUUUCAGCCACCAACAGUUCAACUCACCGCCAUCUCAAUGGACACACAGGAAACGGUUACAGUCGAACCAAUGGCAACUCCCACUGAUUCUCCAGUGGCCUCAAACAGUGACUCUGCACAUCGACACCAUUUUAACAGCAGAGGAAUGACAUCAACGACCUUUUGACAUGGUGCUUCUCCUUCGUUGAGGAAAAAUUGUAUUUUUACCAAAAGUUACAUCUUUUAAAAUGUUCCGAAUAUCUUUUUUUAAGGAGUUAAUUAUUUGCUGUAAUUCUCUUUAACUAUGGGUAAAAAAUCAUCCGGUCGAACAUUUAUGAUGAAAAAUAUUAAUAUAUACUCGUAUGAACACAAACAAAGCCUGGAGCUUAAAACAUCUCAACUGCUGCUCAGUGGAACUCAGGACUCGAAAACAUCCCGUUACGGAUUAUCCACCCGCUUCACAGACGAAUGAAACAAAAGGGAAGUUGCCUAGGAGACAAACUGUAAAGACAUAUUGAAUUAAAGUUUAAGAUUUCACCAUAUCUACAGAGCUUCUGAGUUUUUACAUCCAUCCCACUGGGAGCGGAUGAACUGCAGGAGGGAGAUUUUCGUGAACGGGGCAGGCGAGCGCAGUGGUGGGAACAAGCUUAGCUGACUGAUACCUCCACUUUAACCCUGGACAGACUUGAGGACAUUUCCCUGCUUACUUUUUUUCCUUUUUAAUUUUUCUUUGUUUCCAUUUUUCUUCUGAAGCCUAAGAUUCACUCUGUAAUUUUUAAACUUUUUUCACAAGACGAGGAGUUUUGUCUCCUCGACAUCACCACUUUCACACAUUAUUUUAAAUGUUCAAAAAGAAAAGCAUCCAGAAUUUAUCAUAGCUGUGGACCAUUUGUGUUUGCUUUUUAAUGAAAAACAGUUUGUGUCUUCUAGCGUCAUAAAAUAAUACUGUGAAUUUAAUUUUCAACUGUACUAUCAGUUAUUUUAUAUGUACAAAAAAGAUCCUGUAUCAGGAUUAGCAGUAGAUGUUUUGUUGUUUUGCUUUUGUUUUUAGAAAAACACUUUGUUAAUUUUGACCAUAUUUG